UUGACUGUGCGACAGGUGAGGGGAGAAAGGCGGCCGGGUCCGCCCCGCCUCUUCCGUGACGUCAGUUUGCGACGCCGGCGGCUUGGCGUUGCCACGGUUACCGCUGGCCUUGGUCACAGCCGGUGUCGGCCGACGGCGAACUCCCAGUCAGGAUCCGGGCCGGAGGGAUGUCGCGGAUUCGGCCGGUGGAAAUGAGCCGGAAGCAGCAAGAGCUGCUGGCGGACGCUCUGUGCAGAGUCACCAAGCGAUUCAACAGACAUGAAGUGCUGUGUUUAAAGAAAGUCUUCAGUACUCUUGUUGACACUUUUCCUGAGCAACAUAUUACAGUUGGACUCGAUCGAAACAAAUUUAGAAAUGUUCUGCAUGUCACAUUUGGAAUGACUGAUGAUAUGAUCAUGGACAGAGUUUUUCGUGCAUUUGACAAAGACAAUGAUAGCUAUGUCAAUAUGAAAGAGUGGAUUGAAGGACUGUCAAUAUUUCUCCGAGGGACUUUGGAUGAAAAGAUAAAAUUUUGUUUUGACGUUUUUGAUUUAAAUGGAGACGGGUUCAUUUCACGGGAAGAGAUGUUCCACAUGCUCAAAACUAGCCUGGUCAAGCAACCAACAGAAGAAGAUCCUGAUGAAGGAGUAAAAGACUUGGUAGAGAUUGCACUGAAAAAACUGGACUAUGAUCAUGAUAACAAAGUUUCGUAUGCAGACUUUGAGAAGGCAGUCAAAGAUGAAAACCUCUUACUAGAAGCUUUUGGACCCUGUCUCCCAGAUCCAAAGAGUGCACUCGAUUUUGAGAAACAGUCCUUUAAGAAAUCCAAGGAUGAUUAAUUGAUAUUGAUGCUUCUUCAGAUGUCUCCUACAUUGUGUUUCUGAUGAUUAAAUGAACUCGCCAUUCAUUACCAGUUGUUCAAGCACAAAGUAAUGUGAAGAACUGGACUUUGUGAAAUUGGUUAAGUGAAUUUCUCUACUUAUCAGCUGUGUAAGAUAUUCUUCCUGUCAUACUGACAUGAUGAGCUGUCACCUUUACAUUAAUCAGAUAAAUGAAUGGUACAGAAAUAUGAAUAACCCCAGUAAACAACUUCACAACUCUAUCUGUAUGAUUAGGUUAGAAACAAGUGCUGAAGAUCACAAAAUAAAUUUGUGCUGCCGGUUAUUAAUUUUUCUUACUUUUUAAAAAAUACCGAUAAAGUAAAAUUCAAAGGUCUGUGAUGGGAAGGGCCAAUUUAAAAACAGUCUCAAAGAUAUUGUACAAUACUUGUUGGGCAUUCAUGAUUGCUUGAAAUUAUUUUACAAUUAAAUGAUAGAAAUGUUUUUAUACAUUUAAUGAAAUAUACAUUUAUAACUGUUUAAAAUUGAUUGUGCAAUGCAACAUAACUUUGUAUACUUUCCCUGAGUUUGCUUAUAUUUUAUGUAUAAUAAUGUCAGCUCAGUACAUGAACAUUUCUGUUAAAUUAGUAAUUAACUUUAUUUUGUUGAUAUGGAUAAAAAUGCUUUUAAAGAAACUUUCAAUAGAAAUGAAAGCAGACUGCUGAAUUGUUCACAAGUGACCAAUUUCACCCCUUUAGCUUGCUUCUGUCUCUAAUCCAAAGGGCAUUUUAGUGGGUUAUUUUUGCAAUACAGUGGGUGCCAGUUAAUUGGGACACAUCAGGACCAGUACAUUUUGGCUCAAUUCAGCUGCUGCCUCAUUAUCUGAUCUUUCAUGGAAAUAGUUUAAAAGCUAUAAAGAAGACAAAUUAUUGAGUGAUAAAUUAUGUACUUAAAUGAAGUACGUAACAAAUUAUAACACUACCAAUAGUAUUACAGUACUAUAAAUCUGCUGUGUUCAUUUGCUUGACUGUAAAUGAACAGAAUCAGCAGAGACACCUAGUGCAGAUAAUGGACUGCGUUCAUACAAUGGCUCUGAUGAUUGCAUUCUCCAAACUUUCAUUUUCAUUGUAACAUUCAAGAUGAUUGCUUAUACUUUAAAAUUCUUCAUCGUCCCUAACUUGUUGAAGUAGUGAAAUAGUUUCAUUUUCACUCCCGGCCAUUUCUGUCACCUCCAAGCCUCAAUACUUAAAACUGCAGUGAGCAAAACAGUUCUGAAUUGUCUUGCUGCUUAUUUCUCACCAAAUGCUUUUUGUAUGCAAAAACAUGUGUCUGACGCUAUUUAGAAGCUGUUCACUCCAAGCAUAGUAUAGUGUCUAAUGGCCACACAAGUGCACAACUGACACUAGUUAGAACCUGUUUAGCAAGCCUCCUGCCCCAAUUAAGCAGCAUAAUGUCCCAAAUAAACAAAGGGAAUCCUGGCUAUUUUCUUGAUUAUUUUUGAUCUUUAGGAGUUGUCCCAAAUAAGUGGCUGAGCUGAUAGUUCGAUGGCCCAAUUAACCAGAAUCCAUUGUAAUUGCUUCCGUAAAUCAGUUCUAAAUUUAGAAAUGAAAUUCCCUUUAAAAACUGUGAGUAAAAGUGGAAGAGGGAAAUCUAAAUUAAUCCAUUAAUUUUAAGAUUUAGGUGAAAUCACUGCCUUUGUGGUGAUUUGGAAACUCUCUAAUCCUGGGUAAGUAAAGCAAAUCGGAUGGAAACUUGUACAGGUCCACAAUCUCUUAUCCGAAAUCCUUGGGGCCAGUUGCAUUUCUGAAUUCAGAAAAUUGAUAAUUAACCUGUCUCAGUGCGGUGGACAUUAGGACCCGGGGGAGCUCUGGACCUACGCACAUCCUCCCGUAUACUUUAAAACAUCUCUAGAUUACUUAUAAUUUCUAAUACAAUGUAAAUGCUAUGUAAAUAGUCGUUAUACUGUAUUGUUUAGGGAAUAAUGACAAGAAAAAAGUCUCUACAUGCUCAAACGAGUGCUGGAGAGAGAACUUCCGGGUUUUCCCGAUCCGCGCUCUUUUACAAAUACUAUUACUGUUUAUUUAUAGAGUAAUAUACUGAUAAAUGAAAUAGUGGGAUAAUUGUAGACCAUAAAUAUACAUUUUCACCAUAUCGUCAUCAGCUGUUGUUGAUGUUUUUCUAGGAACAUAGCACCAGUACAAAGCUGUUUCAUCAGCAUUGUAAAUUUGUUCAGGGCUAAAGUUUUCAUCAGGUAUUAUCUUGGCAAAUUCGUCAAUGUAAUUUUCAGCUGCUCCAUGAUCAGCAGAAGCUUUUUCACCACAGAUUUUCAGAUAUUUUACACCAUGACGCUUCUUAAAUUUCUGCAGCCAAGCCUCUGAAUAUUUUCUGCGUUAUUGAUAAUUAUAGGUGCUUCCUUCUCUUUUUCUUAUUGUUACUCAUAGGGGUAUCUGCAGCUCUUUUCAACAUUUUCACAGUGGACACAAAGUCAACAGUGAACACAAAACAUCAGUAAACACAAAAUAAUCUGCAGAUGCUGGGGUCAAAGCAACACUCACAACACACUGCAGGAACUCAGCAGGUCGGGCAGCAUC
Messenger RNA from Mobula hypostoma (lesser devil ray), 3388 nucleotides. RefSeq names its product calaxin (gene clxn). The record is from RefSeq and is a predicted model, not a curated record. The transcript is spliced from 6 exons. The coding region runs from base 168 to 818 and encodes 216 amino acids. NCBI's taxonomy places the organism in Eukaryota, Metazoa, Chordata, Chondrichthyes, Myliobatiformes, Myliobatidae. Gene Ontology annotation, molecular function: calcium ion binding.